Colletotrichum higginsianum IMI 349063 is the source of this 1539-nucleotide messenger RNA. RefSeq names its product N-alkane-inducible cytochrome P450. Lineage: Eukaryota; Fungi; Ascomycota; Sordariomycetes; Glomerellales; Glomerellaceae. Gene Ontology annotation, molecular function: heme binding; oxidoreductase activity, acting on paired donors, with incorporation or reduction of molecular oxygen, reduced flavin or flavoprotein as one donor, and incorporation of one atom of oxygen; iron ion binding. The transcript has 3 exons. The record is from RefSeq and is a predicted model, not a curated record. The coding region runs from base 1 to 1539 and encodes 512 amino acids.
AUGAUCGUCCCUAUCCUGACGCUUUUUGCGUCUCUAGCAACCGUUGUAUAUUCUCUAUACAUCAUCAUCUCCACGCACAUCCUCCGCCACCGCAUGAAGAGAGAGUACGGCACCCUGCCUCCCAAGAAGCUGCCUCAAAAGGACCCCAUAUUCGGCACCGAUGUCGUCCUUCAGAACUUGGCCGCCGCCAAGAAGUUCGGCUUCCUUGCCCUGCUGAAGAAGCGCCACGCGGAGCAGGGCCAGACCUUCACCACGAACACCUACCUGAGGACCACGAUCAACACCUGCGACCCCAAGCUGAUUCAGACUGUGCUCUCCAACCAGUUUGAGGACUUUGGCAUGGGCCCUCUGAGGAGGAAGAGUGCGUCGCCUCUCCUCGGCAGAGGUAUCUUCACCACCGACAACGAGAUCUGGGCCCAUCAGCGAGCCUUGAUCCGACCUAGCUUUAUCCGGGCCCAAGUGACGGACUUUAGCAUCUUCGAAACCCACGUGGACCAGCUCAUCCAGCUCAUUGCCCGUGAGAACUACACGGUUGACUUGCAGCAACUGUUUUUCCGCAUGGUACUGGACUCAAACAGCGAAUAUCUCUUCGGGGAGUCGGUUGGCUUGAUGUCGGAUCACGCCUCCGAUUCCGCGCACACCUUCCAUCACGCGCUGGAUUACGCCCAACAGGGGACCAUCCUCCGACUCCGCCUCGGCAACCUGAUGUUCGCCCACCGCGACGCCAAGUUCAGGGAUGCUUGCGACGUCGUCCACGCGUACGCCGACAAGUUCGUCAAGCAGGCGCUCGAGUUCCGCGCGCGCGAGAAGCUGAACGCGACGGAGAAGCAUCAGCAGCAGCAGCAGCAGGACGAGUACGCGCGUACAAAGUACGUCUUCCUCAACGAGCUGGCCAAGGAUACCGACAACCCCAUCAUGCUGCGCGACCAGAUCGUCAACAUGCUGCUGGCGGCAAGGGACACGACCGCGGGCCUCCUCGCCUUCACCUUCUACAUGCUGGCCCGCAAGCCCGAGGUGUGGAAGAAGCUCAGGGCCGACGUGCUCGAGCACUACACCGAGCCCCUGACCUACGACGCCGUCAUGCAAAUGACAUACCUCCGCUACGUGCUGCAGGAAACGCUUCGCCUGUUCCCUCCCAUCGCCACCAACAGCCGCAUGGCCAACAAAGACUGCGUCGUCCCGGUGGGCGGCGGCCCCGAUGGCCGCUCGCCCAUGUUCGUCGCCAAGAACAACGUCGUGACCUACAGCACCUUUGUCAUGCACCGCCGCCCGGAGCUCUUUGGGCCCGACGCGGAGGAGUUCAUCCCCGAGCGCUGGGAGACCCUGAGACCGGGCUGGGAGUAUCUGCCCUUCAACGGCGGGCCUCGCGUCUGCCCGGGACAGAAGUUUGCCCUGACCGAGUCGUCGUACACCGUUGCAAGAUUGCUCCACGCCUUUUCGAGUAUUGAGAGUCUGGACUCGUCUGACUGGCGCGAGCAACUCACCUUGUCCUUGACCCUGAACAACGGGGUCAAGGUGCGGCUUCAUCCGGAGGCUUAG